Messenger RNA from Lolium rigidum, 600 nucleotides. Its product is annotated as universal stress protein YxiE-like. Bases 47 to 568 code for a protein of 173 amino acids. The record is from RefSeq and is a predicted model, not a curated record. Lineage: Eukaryota; Viridiplantae; Streptophyta; Magnoliopsida; Poales; Poaceae. The transcript is spliced from 4 exons.
AAAGCAAGAACUUCUCAGAUCAGUUUCCUUGCAUUGUUUGCCUGCCAUGGCGGAGACCAAUGCUACACCUGCACCAGCGGCGGCGGCGGCGGAGGAAUGCGGUAUGAGGAAGACGGUGGUGGUGGUUGGCGUGGACGACAGCGACCACAGCUACAGCGCGCUCGAGUGGGCCGUGCGGCACGUGGCGGCGGCCGCGGAUGCCGAGCUCGUCGUCGUCCACGGCAAGCCGUCCGCCUCCUCCGUCGUCACCUUCGGCAGCCCCGCAGGUGCCGGGGACGUGGUGAGGUUCGUGGAGGCGGACCUGCGCAAGAGAGCAGAGGACGUCGUCGACAGGGCGCGCCGCCUCUGCAUCGCCAACUCGGUGCACGGCCUGAUAGAGGUGAUCGAAGGUGAGCCGAGGUACGUCCUCUGCAACGCCGUCGAGAAGCACGGCGCGGAUCUGCUCGUCGUUGGAAGCCAUGGCUACGGCGCUAUCAAGAGGGCGUUUCUUGGGAGCGUGAGCGACUACUGCACCCACCACGCGCACUGCUCCGUCAUGAUAGUGAAGCAGAAUAAGCCCAAGAAAUGAUGAUUGUCACUUCCGCUGUCAAAUCGUGUCAU